AUGUGGAGACGAACGUAUCUGUUGCUGCUCGCGCUCCGCGUUUACUUUGCGCUAUCGCCGAGUUACCUCCAUCCCGAUGAGAACUUCCAGGGUCCGGAGGUCUUUGCAGGCCACAUUCUCUCCUAUCCAUCCGAUUUGCCGUGGGAAUUUACCACCCAGAACCCGAUCCGCAGUGUCUUUCCUCUCUUGCUCGUUUACGAUGUGCCGAUCCGACUACUGAAAUGGUUCUACACCGAGACGGGGACGGUCAACCCGCCCCCACAGCUGGUCUACUAUGUGCUACGCGGAGUGAUGUUUCUCCUGAGCUUCGUGCUGGAGGACUGGGUCAUCUACGAGCUUGUCCCGGUGCCCCGCCAUCGUCGCGCGACCGUUGUCCUCGUCGCGUCGUCCUAUGUCACCUGGACGUAUCAGACGCACACCUUCUCCAACUCCCUCGAGACCCUGUUGGUGGCCUGGGGUCUGGUGUUGAUUCGUCGCAUUGUUGAGAACAAGUCUUCUUCCCAGCUCCAAGAAAGCGUCGAUCCUGACCCCCCGCAUCACAGGCCCUUCUCGCUCCUUUCCUUUGUCGGCUUCGGUCUAUGCUUCCUCUGCGUCGCCAUCGUCGUCGAUACUACAUUCUACAGACCAUCCGCCUCGUUCGGCGAGAUCCUCCGUGCGCCUAUCAUCGCGCCGCUCAACAACCUCUGGUAUAACUCGGACAGUGCCAACCUGGCGCUCCAUGGACUGCACCCGCACUACCAGCAUUUCCUGGUCAACCUCCCGCAACUCCUGGGCCCCGCGUUUGUGAUGAUGGUGCUGUCGCUGAGGAGACUACCGACCGUCCCGUCGUGGUUGAAGAACACGCGCGCAGUUUCCGCCAUCUCCGCCACCGCCAUGUUAUCCGUCUUCCCUCACCAGGAGCCGCGGUUCCUGAUUCCGUGCGUGCCGCUGCUCCUCAGCUGCUUCCGUAUGCGCCGAUCGCGCCUGUUCCUGAUCUCCUGGGUCGGCUUCAACGCCGUCAUGGGCUUCUUGAUGGGCGUCUACCACCAGGGCGGCGUCAUCCCCGCCCAGCUCGCCCUGCCCUCCAUCAUCUCCACCAACACGCUGGCCUCGGUCGCCGUCGCCGCGGGCCAGCAGCCCCCCGCCGUCUCCGCGACCGUCCUCUGGUGGAAGACCUACUCCCCGCCGCGGUGGCUGCUGGGCGACAACAGCAGCGUGCCGCUGGACAUCCACACGCGAGACUUGAUGGGCGUCCCCGGCCCCGACAUGGCCGACGAGCUCGAGCGCCUCGUGCCGUCCUGUGACGCGCACGCCGCCGCAGACCACCACCUCGACCAGGUCUACGUCGUCGCGCCCAGGUCCGCAACCUUCCUGGACCAGUACACGCCGUCGAGGCCCCCGUCGCAGCUAGAGCUCCACGAACUCUGGUCCUACAGCAAGCACCUCAAUCUCGACGACCUGGAUUUUGGCUCUGAUGGUGUCGUGCCGACGUUGAGGCGCGCGGUUGGUCGGCGCGGCCUCGUCGUCUGGGAAGCGCGCCGAGCCGGGUGUAGCUGA
This is a messenger RNA of Aspergillus terreus NIH2624, 1536 nucleotides long. It is a transcript of the gene smp3, whose product is annotated as glycosylphosphatidylinositol-alpha 1,2 mannosyltransferase smp3. The record is from RefSeq and is a predicted model, not a curated record. Gene Ontology annotation, molecular function: alpha-1,2-mannosyltransferase activity. Gene Ontology annotation, biological process: GPI anchor biosynthetic process. The transcript is spliced from 3 exons. The coding region runs from base 1 to 1536 and encodes 511 amino acids. Gene Ontology annotation, cellular component: endoplasmic reticulum membrane. Lineage: Eukaryota; Fungi; Ascomycota; Eurotiomycetes; Eurotiales; Aspergillaceae.